UCGGUCAUCUUUGGGAUCACCAUCAGAUGGUAAGCUUGUUUCUGUGUUAUAAGUCCUCAGUGUCACACUCCUGAUGGAAACAAAGUUGGCAAAAAAUAACACUAGCACUUACGUUAACAUAAUCACUGGCGACACACUGGUGCUGUGAUGGAAAAAGGCACUAUAGAGAGAGAUUGUGUGUGUCCAAUCAAAUCCAAGUAAAUUUGUCACAUGACAGAAUACAACAGGUGCAAACCAUCCAGCUAAACGCUUACUUACAAGGUCUUCCUCAACAAUGCAGAGUUCAAUGUCAGAGGUACGAAUUAGAUACUCCAGAAUAGGAUCUUUAAAAAAGCACGGAAACAAAACUAGGUCAGAUAAACAUUUAAACACAAGAAAUAAAACACAAAAAUGCAAGCUACUGUAUAUACAAGGCUAGUACCAGUACCAUAUCAAUGUGCAGAGAUACGGUGGAAGUUGAGGUAAUAUGUACAUGUAGGCAGGGGAUAAAAAGGGACUGGGUAGCAGGAUAUAUAAAAAUAAAUGUGUGUGUGCGAGCAUAUGUGGCGUCAGUAUGUAUGUGCGUGUGUAUGUGUGUAGACCUGAGAGUGUGCAAAGAGUCAGUGCAGAUAGUUCGUGGAUGAGGGUGAGCAGCCAUCGGUUAGCUGUUCAACAAUCUUAUUGCUUGGAGAUAGAAGCUAUCUCGGAGCCUUUUGGUCCGUGACUUGAUGCUCCGGUAGCGUUUGCUAGACAGUAGUGUAGAGAACAGUCCAUGUCGGCUGAAGUCUGUGUGUGUCUGUGUGUUUGUGUAUAUACGUACACAGCUCACACACUCACUGGUUCCCUCUCUCCAGGCCCUGAUGACAGCACCAACCUGCUGUGUACAUGUGAAAACAAGAAGGGGACAUGUUUGAACGGCACCUGCAGGGGUGACUACUGCUUCUACACCAAGGUGCAUGGCAGAGAGGAGAAGGGCUGUUUCCAGAGGGACCACCACAAGGAACAGUGCUACACCAACUUCCAGGGACUGUACGUCCACUGCUGCUCCAAUAACUUUUGUAACGUCAACAGCACCGCUCCCCCAGACCCAGGUUAGAGCACUGCAACUUCUCUAGAACCUCCUUUCAAACAGUCUAGAACCCCCUAUCAUAUCUGGGCCUUGAGGUUCGCUGAUUUUCAUCCUUCCCCUCUAAUCAGGUAAGGAUUCAGACCUCAGUCAUACAGGCUUCUAAUGGAAACUCAGUGUCUGAUGUCCCCCUGGUGGCUGACAGGGGUAAUGCCAUGUGUUAAUUAAGUGAUAAUGCCCGAGAAGCCAGUGUUUGGAAAAAGGGCGCCAUUAAAGGAGUAAUUACUGGGGUAGCAGUAAAUGUAAAAGUUGACCAACUGAAGGGGAAGAUUUCUGGUGUUUGUGAUGCUCGUCGUUUGGUGCGACGCAAACAGGGUGGCGAGAGUGGGGAAACAGAAGAGUCAUUGUCUGUUCUUUUGAGUUUUGAAGUUGAGUCUUUGCCUGACAAAGUGAAGUUAGGAUAUAUAAGUUAUCCUGUACGAGCUUAUGUGCCGAAUAUAUUACGAUGUUACAGGUGUCAAACUUAUGGGCAUGUGGCAGCAGUGUGUAGGAGGGAGGUUCCAAGGUGUGAGAAGUGUGCAGAAGGGCAUGAGACAAAGGAAUGUGUAGCAUUGGGGAAAGUAGUGGUAUGUGCUAAUUGUAGGGGUGCCCAUGGGGCUGGGGAUCAGAAAUGUCCCGUGCGAGAGAGGCAGGUUGAGGUUUCCAGGGUAAGAGUAGUGAAGAAGUUGUCAUAUGCUGAGGCAGUGAAGAAAGUAGAGGAAGAUGGUUCAAAGGGGGAAGAGUGGUGAGAGUAGUAGAUAUGUACCAGUACAGAGGGAUAGGCCAACAAGUGAUAUAUGUUUCAGUAAGAUUGGAUUUUUAGCAUUUAUAGCAAUGGUUAUUCAUUGUACUGUAGGGAUGGAACGUAAGUAGAAGAAAAUUGAGGUUGUGGUGGCAGCUGCAGAGAGGUAUUUGGGUGUGCGAGACUCAGAAGAGUUACAGGGAGUGUUAAGUGGUGAUGUCCCAUCAUUUCAGGUUGAGGGCAUGAGGUAGGAAUGAAUAUAUUUAAAUAGUGGAGUAGGGUGGUGUUAAUUAUUAAUAAUAUUUUUGAAUUUGUGAGUGUAGUGUUAGAUGGUAGGGAAUUCUUUAUUUAAUUUUUCAAGCAAGUCUAGUAGGUGGUGGUAAUGCAACAAAUUGGAUGCCAACCGCCGUUAAACCUCAUCGAAGAAGAAGAAGAAGAAGAAGAAGGUGUUUGGAGGAUAUAUUGGCACUGGUGUAUUAUCACUUUUAUACAAGGGAUUACCAACGUAUUCAAAUAAUGAUUGACAUAUUUUCAUUAAAAACGUUAUUUUGAUGAAUUUAUUUAUACUAUUUCAUCCUUCCACAAGAUAUAGUCCCGACACAAAUCUAGGGUUGCUACCCAAGCUGGCUGGUAGUUCGUUCUAACGUUUCGGUUGCCAGAGACGCGACCCAGUCGUUGUCUUUUUGUUCUGUAUCUAUGGACGCGACCCAGUCGUUCGUUCUAAAUGUUCCAUUGCAAUACUGGCUGGCAACAUUCUAAUCCCUUGCUUGCUAGCUAGACAACUACGGCUAACUUAGUCACAUCAAAAAGUGCAACCAGAAUAACAGAAAAGUAGCUGCAUUUGCAUUUGUUUAAGCUGUUUUCUAGUGACAUUUAUUUGGCUUCAUCCAUAACAAUGGGCGCAAUUACGCCUGGCAUAGAGAAUGUGCUCACUCGUCAAGACACUGUUGUUCAGAGGAGCUAGCCAACAACACAGCUAACACAAUCACUUCAAACUGAAGCUGGAAAGACUGCAAACUAGCUGCACUUCGUUCCGUUUGACCUUUUUUCAAUUGACAUUUCUUUGUAUAUAUCCAUAAAAAUAAUGCCAGCUGAUUCAUGAUUUCGACUGGCUGAAACGCUGCCUGUCUGUCUUGUCCCAACCCCAACACCUUCAUUACUAUGGGACAGCUGGAGAUUGAAUUUGAAUAUUGAAUGUCAGAGAGACAGACAGCAAGGUGUAUACAAAUCUCUGCUGUUGAAAACUAAAUGUUAGUCUAAAAGGAAUGAGAUCAUGUCUAGAUGCAUUUUAUAGUGGAGAUCAAGUUUAUAAAUUGCUUGGCUGGGCUGAUGAGACAGUGGAUUGCGCAGUCAGAUGGAAAGGAGUAGAAACGUCAUAGAUUUAGCUGGUGGAAUAGACACCGGCUGGAAUGCGGUUUUAACCAAUUAGCAUUCAGGAUUAGACCCACCCGUUGUAUAAUAAUAAGAUACUGUAUGUCAACAGGCAUGUUUAAUCAAUAUGACCAACUUGCUUUUUAUACUACAUCAACUUUUCUGGAGUAACAUCAUCUCUAUCAUAUCUGGUUGGAGGUCCUGACCAGUUUGAAUACCCCUGUGGUCAGCUUAAAUCAAAGUCUGUCUUUGUACUGCUAUUCCCUCUUACCUGUAUGACUGUGUGUGUCCACUGUCCAUUAGUUGAGCCUCCAAGUGAGGAGGACAGUGUGAUUCUGCUGGUGGCAGUCCCUCUGCUGGUGUUGCUGAUCCUGUCCGUGGCUGUGUGUGGCCUGGUGCUGUGGCUACGCUCCAGACGACAGCACCACAGGCUGGGCUACAGAGAGGACCGUGACGUCUCCAUGCUCAAGGUGCCCAGUGGGGCAGACCCUACCUACGGGGUAAGAAUGGAAUUUCAUGAAAUUGAAUUGCACAGGAGGAAAUUGUGUCAUAGAAUCACUACCAAGCUCACAGGCACUUUAGCAAGAAUAUUGUUAUUUAUAUAAUGAAAUUGCAAUAUGAAAACCAGUGCCGGAUGGCUGUGAUCCUUGACAUGUGUGACUCUGUGUAGGAAAUCUUUGAUGAGUUCUGUACCUCAGGCAGUGGGACUGGCCUGCCAUACCUGGUACAGAGGACCAUGGCUCGGCAGAUCUCUCUGGUCGAGUGUGUCGGUGAGACAUCCCCUCCACUUAUUCACUCCCUCCUUUUCUAUCAGUCUGACUCUCUCUGUCAGUCUCUCAUUCAUCCAUAGCUGCGGUGCUAUACAGACCCUGUGAACUCACUCACUCAUUUACCAGUGUCUCAUGGACCUUCUAAAAAACAGGGUCAUCUCAAGGCCUACUAGCCUUGCGUUGCCAGACACAAUGGCUGGAGGCGAGGCUAUACUAAUGUGAACAGAUCAAUACGCCAAUCCUCUCCAUAGCUGUUAUUAUGUCUGAUGAGAACUUUGUGUGUGUCUGUGCUCUGUCCCUCUAUCCCCAGGUAAGGGCAGGUAUGGAGAGGUGUGGAGGGGCACCUGGAUGGGAGAGAGUGUUGCAGUGAAGAUCUUCUCCUCUAGAGACGAACAGUCAUGGUUCAGAGAGACAGAGAUCUACAACACUGUACAGCUCAGACACGACAACAUCCUGGGUGAGUCGACAUAACCUAUAAUCCAUGUUGUACAACAAGACAAAAACGGUUGUCUCAUGAUACUAUGGUUUUGGACUGGACUAAUUGCUUGCACUAAGCUGGAGUAUACAGAUAUGUGUAUCAAGUACAAUUAAUGUAUUUCUUUAUAUAUUGUGACUGGAAAAAUGCACUGCGCUAACCCAAUGCGCACUUAUCAAGAGUUAAUCAGCCGCGUGCGAUUUUUUCUCGAGCGGAUGGUCAGGAGCCGGAACAUAAUUACAAAUAAUUAGUCGACUGCAAAUUGACCACAAUAAGCCCAAACAGAACAGCCUAAAACAAUCAUUUCAAACCUUCCUUACAUUUAUAUAUAAUCACGUAUCUCUAUUAUGUGUGAGAAUACUUGGGAACAGAUUUACAAAAUUAAAAUAACUUGGAGCGGAUUUCCUGAUGUUUUUACAGUCUUUCAUGUCCAACCAUGAAAAACUAAGUAUAAUAAAACCACCCAGCCAGUUGGUGAAACCAUGGUCUACUGUAUCACUCAAUUCCUACCAACACUAAUACAAUAUCUCAUAGUUAACAUGCUCCCCCAGGCUUCAUAGCAUCUGACAUGACGUCUAAGAACUCCAGCACCCAGCUGUGGCUGAUCACCCACUUCCAUGAGCUGGGUAGUCUCUAUGACUUCCUCCAGUACAGCAGCCUGGACACAGAGGGCUGCCUAAGGAUGUGCCUGUCUGUAGCCUGCGGCUUGGUCCACCUCCACACGGAGAUCCUCAGCUGCCAGGGCAAGCCCGCUAUCGCCCACCGAGACCUGAAGAGCCGAAACAUCCUCGUCAAGAGGAACGGACAGUGCUGCAUCGCCGACCUGGGUAAGAACAGGAGGUGGGAGGGGAGGAAAGGGAUGAAGGAAUGAGAGCAGAAGGAGAGAGCGCUAGGGUGCUAGGAAUGGACAGAGAAAGGAGGGGGGCAAAGUCCAUUCUCUGAAUUGCUGCUGCCUGUUUAUGAUACGCCUGGAGAGACCACAUAGACAGCAUUCAUUACUUUUUCCUGUGUUCCUGGGUUGUGUUCCGUAUGGCACACUGUAGAAAAAACAUGUUAGAAAAAUCUGUGUUAUUAUUGUACAAAUUCAGGUAUGACCUCCCUGUUUCACUCUGUUUAAAAAUGUUUUCUCCCUACUGAUCAUGACCCUGUUGCGUCUCCAGGCCUGGCUGUGAUGCAUUCUCAGACCAGUGAUUACCUGGACGUGGGGAACAACCCCAGGGUGGGCACCAAGCGCUACAUGGCACCGGAGGUUCUGGACGAGAGCAUCCGCAUGGACAUCUUUGAGUCGUACAAGCAGACAGACAUUUGGGCCCUGGGCCUGGUUCUCUGGGAGAUUUCCAGAAGGACCAUUGUCAAUGGUAACGACACGCACACACGCAACUAGGAGGUCAACAAAACACUCUAUCGUCUUUAUUUAAAACAUGUACUGUGGUCCAGUUGGUAAGAUCGUGGUGCUGGUAACGUCAAGGUCGUGGGUUCAAUUCUCGCAGGGAUCACAUACACUUACAAAAAAUGUGCUGUACUCACUGUACUGUACAUUGGAUAAUAUGAACCCACAUACUGUAUGAACCCAAUCUAACCAAAGGGAUAUGGGAUAUGUUUCUCAUGAUUGAACAAGUAAAUACACUUACACUCAUACUAUACCAUCUACUUAAGCAAAUGGUAUUGAAAAUACAUUUUAUACAGUCUUAGUACUACACCCAGUACUAUUGGAUAUCUAGAAUCUGUAGAGUGCAGGAGGGGGUGAGCCCAUAUCUUUCAUCACUACAAUGUUGUUCUAUCUGGGAGUCUGUGUUUGUAGCUGCGUCUGUUUCUGUCUCUAUCCUCUCCCAUGAUUAGCCCUCUAGUAAUUAUAAACACUCUUAUCUAGUGUCAGCACUCUCCCACCUCACAUAGUCCAGAUGCUCUCCCUCUCUCUAACACACAUGCGUACACACACAUGGUCGCACGCACACACACAUUCACAGAUGCACACGCACGCACACAAACAGGCGCGCAUGGUCGCACGCACACACAGCCAGACCUCCCAGAACAAUACACUCUCUGUCCAGGGAUUCAGUAUCUCUCUGCUCUCUUUUUAGUCCAACAUAUAGCCCAACACUCCUAUUCUCAAGUUCAGUGUACUAUUUCAGUCCUGAAUGAAGUGAAAUAUGUACAGUGGGGGAAAAAAGUAUUUAGUCAGCCACCAAUUGUGCAAGUUCUCCCACUUAAAAAGAUGAGAGAGGCCUGUAAUUUUCAUCAUAGGUACAUGUCAACUAUGACAGACAAAUUGAGAUUGUUUUUUCCAGAAAAUCACAUUGUAGGAUUUUUAAUGAAUUUAUUUGCAAAUUAUGGUGGAAAAUAAGUAUUUGGUCAAUAACAAAAGUUUCUCAAUACUUUGUUAUAUACCCUUUGUUGGCAAUGACACAGGUCAAACGUUUUCUGUAAGUCUUCACAAGGUUUUCACACACUGUUGCUGGUAUUUUGGCCCAUUCCUCCAUGCAGAUCUCCUCUAGAGCAGUGAUGUUUUGGGGCUGUCGCUGGGCAACACGGACUUUCAACUCCCUCCAAAGAUUUUCUAUGGGGUUGAGAUCUGGAGACUGGCUAGGCCACUCCAGGACCUUGAAAUGCUUCUUACGAAGCUACUCCUUCGUUGCCCGGGCGGUGUGUUUGGGAUCAUUGUCAUGCUGAAAGACCCAGCCACGUUUCAUCUUCAAUGCCCUUGCUGAUGGAAGGAGGUUUUCACUCAAAAUCUCACGAUACAUGGCCCCAUUCAUUCUUUCCUUUACACGGAUCAGUCGUCCUGGUCCCUUUGCAGAAAAAACAGCCCCAAAGCAUGAUGUUUCCACCCCCAUGCUUCACAGUAGGUAUGGUGUUCUUUGGAUGCAACUCAGCAUUCUUUGUCCUCCAAACACGACGAGUUGAGUUUUUACCAAAAAGUUAUAUUUUGGUUUCAUCUGACCAUAUGACAUUCUCCCAAUCCUCUUCUGGAUCAUCCAAAUGCACUCUAGCAAACUUCAGACGGGCCUGGACAUGUACUGGCUUAAGCAGGGGGACACGUCUGGCACUGCAGGAUUUGAGUCCCUGGCGGCGUAGUGUGUUACUGAUGGUAGGCUUUGUUACUUUGGUCCCAGCUCUCUGCAGGUCAUUCACUAGGUCCCCCCGUGUGGUUCUGGGAUUUUUGCUUACCGUUCUUGUGAUCAUUUUGACCCCACGGGGUGAGAUCUUGCGUGGAGACCCAGAUCGAGGGAGAUUAUCAGUGGUCUUGUAUGUCUUCCAUUUCCUAAUAAUUGCUCCCACAGUUGAUUUCUUCAAACCAAGCUGCUUACCUAUUGCAGAUUCAGUCAUCCCAGCCCAAUUUUGUUUCUGGUGUCCUUUGACAGCUCUUUGGUCUUGGCCAUAGUGGAGUUUGGAGUGUGACUGUUUGAGGUUGUGGACAGGUGUCUUUUAUACUGAUAACAAGUUCAAACAGGUGCCAUUAAUACAGGUAACGAGUGGAGGACAGAGGAGCCUCUUAAAGAAUAAGUUACAGGUCUAUGAGAGCCAGAAAUCUUGCUUGUAUGUAGGUGACCAAAUACUUAUUUUCCACCAUAAUUUGCAAAUAAAUUCAUAAAAAAUCCUACAAUGUGAUUUUCUGGAUUUUUUUUUCUCAUUUUGUCUGUCAUAGUUCACGUGUACCUAUGAUGAAAAUUACAGGCCUGUCACAUCUUUUUAAGUGGGAGAACUUGCACAAUUGGUGGCUGACUAAAUACUUUUUUCCCCCACUGUAUACUGUAUGUAUAUUAAGCCAAUGUAUACAAUCCAAAUCGAAUAUAAUCUGAGAGAAGAUAAACACUCUUAUCUUUGAUGUAGUCUUCUCCUUUCUGUGUCUUGAAAUCUAGAAUUGUAUUUCAAUGUCACUGAGUGUCAUGAUGUCUGUAGUGUUCCCACCAAACCCUCCCCACCUCAAUCAUCAUUACAUAAGAUCUUAUGUUGGCUGACUCCUUUUACUUGGAAUGAAGACACAGACAUACUGGUACUGACUGUAUAUGUAACAUGUAUUCAUAAUGUGCGAUUGUGUGUUGUUCCAGGGAUAGUGGAAGAGUACCGGCCACCCUUCUUUGACAUGGUGCCCUCUGACCCCAGCUUUGAGGAGAUGAAGAAGGUGGUGUGUGUAGACCAGCAGAGACCCAUUCUGCACAACAGACUGCACUCACACCCGGUGAGAGAAACACACACAGGCAUUAGUUUGGGGUGACUUGUAAAGCUCUUGCAGCUCUUGUCUUAUGGUCUCUCUCUCUCUCUCUCUCUCUCUCUCUCUCUCUCUCUCUCUCUCUCUCUCUCUCUCUCUCUCUCUCUCUCUCUCUCUCUCUCUCUCUCUCUCUCUCUCUCUCUCUCUCUCUCUCUCUCUCUCUCUCUCUCUCUCUCUCUCUCUCUCUCUCUCUCUCUCUCUCUCUCUCUCUCUCUCUGUGUGUGUGUGUGUGUACAGAUCCUGGCUUCCAUUGCCAAGGUAAUGAAGGAGUGUUGGUUCCAGAGCCCCCCAGCCCGCCUCACAGCUCUCCGUGUCAGAAAGACUCUCUCCAAGCUAGACCAGGACCAUGGCUACCCCACAGAGAAACUCAAAAUGGACCUGUAGGCCUCAACACCAAACUACAAGCAGGAUGUCUAGACCUAACAUAAGACUACAACCAGCACACCAAAAGUAGGGCUUAUAGUCUUGUAUAGAGACUAUCUAUAUCCUCUCCUACUACUUAAGACUCUGUGUCCCAUAUAUCUAGUGCUUCUUCAUAAAAGCCCCCACCAACCUUGAGUAUACUGCCUGGAUCAUUUAAUCAGGAAUACAAUAGAAAAAUGUAAUGUAUUGGCUUUGUCAUAUUUAUCUGCUGAGAUCUGGAAUGGGAAGCAUAGGAAUAGACAUAUAAGGACUUGGACUUGGAUUUUUCUAUGGACAUAACCAUUUGCCAGGAACUGCCUGAUUACUCCUGUUGAAGAGUUCACUGACUUACGGACUUCCAUAGAACAUGGACAUUGUCCUCUCCUAGGGGCCCACCGGAUUGAGAGAUCUUAGAGUUUGGUGGAUGUGGGCCUUGUACUGUGAUGCUUUAGGAAUGGAUGUCUCACCGUUGGAUCACUGAGGCCUUGUGGUCAUACAGUGAGAUCAUUUCAAGCGGCCGUUCAUGUCUUGCUAGUUUCUUAUUUGUUUCGAUGCACUAUACAUAAUCUAUACAUAUUGAUUUAUUUUGUAUUUCCUGAAAACCUUUUCAGCUAUACCAUAUAAAGUACCCUGGUAGUGCUCCCAUUACUACAAUCUGUUACUCAUGAUCAUAUUGUAAGCACAGAGCUAAUAAAUCAGUUGUAUCUAUUCUAACAAUAGAAUAAUGUACCUUUCACCGGCAUUGGAUUUAUUGUAAAAGCUGUUUAAAGUUAAAGUACUUCUAUAUUUUAUUAUGUUGAUUAUAUACAUGUAUUUUUAUUUGUUUUUAUCUGAAAUUAUAUCUGCAAUACUUUCAGCACAGAGUUACCAUCAUUAUCAUCACUACCAUUCAACAAUAUUUAAAAGGGAAAUAAAAAACAUUACAUUGUUUACAGG
Coregonus sp. 'balchen' is the source of this 9990-nucleotide messenger RNA. NCBI's taxonomy places the organism in Eukaryota, Metazoa, Chordata, Actinopteri, Salmoniformes, Salmonidae. The record is from the annotation of a GenBank genome assembly.